Peronospora farinosa is the source of this 444-nucleotide messenger RNA. The record is from the annotation of a GenBank genome assembly. NCBI's taxonomy places the organism in Eukaryota, Oomycota, Peronosporomycetes, Peronosporales, Peronosporaceae.
AUGGUGGCAUUUUGGGGUUGCGACGUGACAGAAACCAAAGCUGCAGUCGUUGAAGUACCUGAUGGCUUUGUGCUUAAUGUGUGCAAUGCCACGUGUGGUGCAUCCAGUGCCAACGGUCUGGUAACUCUGGGCUUGGAGACGCAGCAAGUCGACGGCAAGGCCUGGAAAGGUACAGUGGCACACUUGGGUGACAAGCAGCCGCUGCAGGUGAAGUUGGAUCUGGUUUUCAGCCACAAGGUCAAAUUCUACCUGGCAAAGGGCUCUGGUGUUGUGAACCUUACUGGCUACUUCCAACUCGGUCCUCCUAUUGACUUGGUUGAAAAGGAAGAGAAAGCAUCCAAUGUCGAUGACUCUCUCGUCAAGAAGAACAAGAAACGUUCUCGAACAGAGAAGAAAGCAAAGGAAAAGAAUUUAGAAGAGGUGGGUUUUACAUGUGUGAAGUAG